AUUGUGUCCGUAUCAGUGAAAGUCGAUGCGUUCCUGGAUAUGCGAACGGAUCAGUGAGUUUCAUGUUCUCUUUUCUGCAGCAGAAUAAUCAUUUCAGUGGCUUUUUCAGAACUUCAUUCUAGUGGCGACAGUUUGCCUUUGCUGUAUGGCAAGAACCCAGAACACAUGUUUAGUGCAGAUUUACAGCAGGGCUUGUUCCUCGGGUUUAUUGCAGAUCUACUGCAGGGCUUGUUCCUCGGGUUUAUUGCAGAUCUACUGCAGGGCUUGUUCCGCUGCCACUGCUGCUGCUGUCAGUGGAUGUACAGUCAGUUCUGUGACUGUUGGAGAGCCAGAGAGACCAAGCUUCAAGAGAGGAGGACAUGAGAUGAUCAUGAUGAUGGUACACAGAACACGGAUUGUCAAGUGCACCGUGCAGUGAAGUCACUCCACAACACGGCACAAAGGGAGUCUAUCCAGAAGAUCGUGGCAGCCAGCGUGGCAGCAGCCCUCAGCGGCAACGCACCGGAGAACGUCACGGAGCACCAAGAAGACGGCUUGCAAGCCGCGCGCAUAACAUCCAGCCGGAUGUCCACCUCCCGCCGGAGGAUCGCCUACAGACACCGCCGCCGCAAGCAAUGGCUCCGCGAGCCAACGCUUCGCCACCCGCUGUCUAUUGUUCUGUGUGUCUAUCCAGGGUCGCUAGCCCGCUCGCAUUACAUCCCGCCGAACAUAUAUCUCCCGCCGGAGGAUCGCCUACAGACACCACCGCCGCAAGCAACGGCUUCGCGAGCCAACGCUUCGCCGCCCGUUGUCUAUUGUUCUGUGUGUCUAUCCAGGGUCGCUAGCCCGCUCGCAUUACAUCCCGCCGAACAUAUAACUCCCGCCGGAGAAUCGAUUACAGAAACUGCCGCUGCAAGCUACGGCUCCACCGAACCAAGGCUUCGCUGCCUGCUGUCUUUUGUUCUGUGUGUCUGUCCAGGGUCGCCAGCCCCGCUUGCAUAACAUCCCGCCGGAUGUCCACCUCCCGCCGGAGGAUCGCUUACCGCCGCAAGCCACAGCUACGCAAGCCAACGCUUACGUGCCACCCCCAUGCGCCCACCCGCAAGGCUAAGUACCUAUGGAUUAGGCCAAUAGCAGAGGCUCCCACCCCGCGGGGCUGGGGGAGGGGGGCUCUCGGGUCGUAUUUGCAUUAGCCCCACAGGAUGAGGGCGAACCUCGGCCAAACCAGUACAGGAACGCCCCGCCGAGGUCAAGGGGGAGAUCUCCCACUAGCAUAGCCCACGGGUCCCCUGCUUACAAUCCACAGCCACGCCGCCGGGCCAGUGUGUUCCGGGAAGCGGGCCGCUGUUCAGCGACCCGGCGCAGCACGCAUACACCGCAGCUUGGCCGCCGUACCAUCCUGCCUGUUUAGAAAACAUGCGCGUGUGCGGGCGUAUGCGUGUGUGCGUUUGUGUUGCAUGCGCUUGUGCCUGUGUCCUCCUAGGCUUGCUAGCCGCCGCUCUCUCAGCGCGAGCAGAGCACCUGAUUGCCAACUCGGUAGCCACUGGCACACAGCGCACGUACGCCCCAGGCUGGCGUUCAUUCCUGGAGUUCAGGGGUCGCAUGCGCCGCGACGCACAUCACCCAGAUCAGAACGACGUCCUGCUGUUCGCUGCCGCAAUGUCUCACUCAGUCAGCGCCAGCACUCUGAGAGUCUACCUGGCCGCGAUCAAAUACCACCUCCUCCGCAUGGGAGGCCCGGUCGGGGUUACAUCCUCAAGCCGCAUCACAGCCCUACUCAUGGGCUUAGAGAGGGAGAGAGCGUCGCUUCCCAGACAUCCGUCAACACGCCCUCAGCGCCAAGCGAUCACCAUCCACCAGCUGAAGGCUCUCCGCCAGUUCUUGAAUCGGUCCUUGUACUCCCCUGCAGACAGACUAAUGCUAUGGGCUGCUCUUACGACAGCCUUCCACGGCCUGCUGCUGUGUGUGAGUGAGUACACGUCGCUCUCACCACACGGUCCCGGCGGCCUCAAGACGCUGAGGCACGAACACCUCCGGCUAGCCCAGCAGGAGGCCUCUCUGCAGCUGCAGAGGACGAAGACGUCUCAAUUAGCAACAGGCGGGGAGGUAGCGCUGAAUCGCUACGCUGACCCCGCACUAUGUCCCGUCCGAGCCCUGCAGGCUUACGUUCGGUCCAGCAAAUGGAGCAAUGACAAGCAACCCCUAUUCAAGUUUCAGGAUGGUCGCCAUCUCAAGCCGAACGACAUCAAUGCUGUCCUACACAAAGUGCUAGGUCCAAGCAUCAGCAGCCAUUCCUUACGCGUCGGGGGAGCCACACACAUGGCGGAUUGAGGCGCACCAGAGUAUGCCCUGAUGGCUGCAGGCCGCUGGUCCAGCAGGGCAUAUCGCACGUACAUUCUCAGGCCCGCAGGCAUUCCACAGCACUACUAGAGCCUGCGUGUCGCAAGCCAUUCGGUACCUUUAUUGGAGGCACGGGUGCUGCCGAUGGGCGCUGCAUAGUGCACUCACAUCGGCACCAUUGAACUAUUCAUUUUUUCUAAGAUUUAGUGUUCCGCUGCCAUAGCAACCUAGUAGUACACAUAGCCGUUCUGACGGCGCAGGACCCCGCGGGUCGCUUCUGCUGUCCUUGCCUCUCUGAUGUGUGAUAUGUGUACAUCAUUUAUAAUCAUGACCUCAUACUGAGUACAUGUACGUCAUACUUGAUUACCGAUCAGAGCCUCAUGAUUACUCACGCUGGAAUACACGCUUGCGACACCCCA
Molecule: messenger RNA, 2738 nt
Organism: Sycon ciliatum
Lineage: Eukaryota; Metazoa; Porifera; Calcarea; Leucosolenida; Sycettidae
Exons: 3
Coding region: 1396-2310 (304 amino acids)
Biological process (GO): DNA integration; DNA recombination
Molecular function (GO): DNA binding
Source: RefSeq, a predicted model, not a curated record